Arabis nemorensis is the source of this 1695-nucleotide messenger RNA. NCBI's taxonomy places the organism in Eukaryota, Viridiplantae, Streptophyta, Magnoliopsida, Brassicales, Brassicaceae. The record is from the annotation of a GenBank genome assembly.
AUGAAAAAGAAGUUAAGAAAUCUAAUAGCGAGGGGAGCCAUGAUGCGUGAAGUUACCGAACAAGAUGUUGAAAAAGCCGAACAAUCAAUCACGCCUGAAAGCACCAAAAAAGAUGUUGAAAAAGCUGAUAGUUCAACCAAGGUUAAGGUUACCGAACCGGAUAUUGACGAAGCUGAGAAUUCAAGUAAGCGUGAAGCUACCAAACCGGAUAUUGGCGAAGCUGAUAGUUCAACCAAGCAUGAAGUUACCAAACCGGAUAUUGACGAAGCUGAGAGUUCAAGAAAGCCUGAAAUCACUGAACAAGAUGACGUAGAGUUUACAAAAAUAUUAGAAGAUAUGAAGAUGCCCAAAACUAAUAGUGUGGAGUCUCCAAAGCUUCCAAAAAAAGGUGAGGGUUCUUGUUGCAUCUUCAGGAUUCCCCAAAGCCUAACAAAGAUCCAUCAGAAGAAGGGCUAUGAACCUGAGAUAGUGUCAAUAGGUCCUUACCAUCACGAGAAAGAGCAUCUCCAAAUGAUGGAGGAUCACAAACAUCGUUAUUUGCAACUUUUCCUAAAUGAGGUAAAGGAUGGUGUCACUAUGAGCCUUUUGGUCAAGAAAAUAUUGAAAAUAGAGACUGCUAUAAGGAACUCUUAUUCUGACAAGCUUGUUGGGGUUGACAACCAACCGAAGCUUCUUAAAAUGAUGCUUCUCGACGGUUGUUUCAUUCUUAUGUUGUUCUUUUUCAUAGCAAGAAUUGUUGACGCGAGUGACAAGUCACCACAUGAUCCGAUUUUGACGACGCCGUGGAUUCUGGCGACUAUCCGGAGUGAUCUUCUGCUUUUGGAAAACCAGGUCCCUUUCAUUCUUCUCAAAACUCUUUUGGAAGAAUCAAAGGAUUCUUCUUUGGAUUCAAGCGAUGUGAAGAACCUUGCAUUUAAGUUCUUCAACCUUUCAAUGGUCCAAAAAGAAGAACUGGGGAACCAUGAAGCAAAACAUUUGCUUGAUCUGAUUCGUAACAACUUCAUCCCCGUUCCUCAAAAUCCUACAAAAACAUCAUCAAGUUCUCAAUAUGAUUCGAGACUGAUCCUCUCAGCAAAGAGACUUCGCCUCCAAGGAAUAAAAUUCAAGGCUUCUCAUGAUCAAUCUUCUUUAAAGGUGUGUUGUAAGAAAAUGAUUGGCUGUUUAUUUAAUGAGUCUAAUGCAGUUGUCCCGAGGAGCUCGCAGGAGAAAACAAUAUUGGAGAUAAAACUAUAUGGAAAUGAGCUUCACAUACCGCCAAUAGUCUUUGAUGGAUCCAUCAGUUCGUUAUUGCUAAACUGCGUCGCUUUUGAGCAAUUAUCUUCGAAGUGUGGCAAUGAGAUAACCAGCUAUGUCGUUUUCAUGGGAUGUCUAAUGAAUGACGAGGCAGACGCUACCUAUCUUAUUGAGAAAGGAAUCAUAGAAAACUAUUUUGGGAAUGGGAGUGAAGUCUCUCAGUUCUUCAAAAACAUCUGCAAAGAUGUUGCCUUUGACAUGAAUAAGAGUUACUUGAAAGAAGAGUUCGAAGGGAUUAAUCAGUACACUUCAAAUAGAUGGAAUGUGGAGUGGGCAAGGUUCAAACAUCUUCAUUUUGACUCUCCUUGGACUGUCCUAUCAUCUCUUGCUGUUUUGGCAGCUAUUUUACUUUCAAUGGCCCAAACUACUUUCACUGGCCUCAGUUAUUUUUCGUCCUCCUAA